AUGGGACACCUCACGUCAGAAGAGUCACUCUUUAUUACCAAACCAUCUCUACCUCUCUUCAGUGGUCACAUCAUGGCUAGCAGUCAGAGUGGAGGAAUUCUAGAUAAAGUAUCUUCUGUUGGCAGCAUUGGAUGGUACCAGUUAAUCAAAAGCAGACCAGCCACACUAGAGAACGUUAUCAAAUACGCUGACUUUCGCGAAAACGUCGAACUGGAGUCUGUCAUUCAUAAGGCUGCAAUAGAACACAGUCCUGAUUCUGACGCACUGCUACGGAUCAUGAACUCCAGCGUUCCGACUUUGCCUGGAGCGUCGAGAACGAUAGUUAUACCGUCCAGUAAGCCAGUCUAUAAAUGCGUCGGUGAUUGGCUCAACGACACGUAUGUGAUCGCCAUUUCCAAAUCUUCAGAAAUCCUUGUAAAUGGAGAAGCUAUUGUGAGCAACCAAAGUUUCGGAUUUAUUGAAAUAGUGCAAUCGAUCAAAGCGUCUGGAGGUCACACGUUCGUCCAUACGAUUCUGGCCGAUUGUUCCUCUACCACAGCACCAGAUUCAAUCAAAUCAUUCAUUAGAACAAAGAGCAGUCCAUCUUCUAACUUGUUACCGUCUAUAACAGGAGUAGGAGGAGAUGGUCGACUGGGUCUACUUGUUUACGAGAAUCAACUGCCCAGCAAUCUCGACAUAGCAGUCGGUGACGCAGUGGUAGGUCGGCCCAGCGGUUCCAUCGCCGGUUACGUUAAAGACAAAUACAACUCGUUUGAUGACAAGAUCACAUACAUUGAAUUGAAACCGACCAGCGCUAUCGGCAAACCUCUGUGUGGAUCAACGAAUUCUGAUGGAAUUGUAGACAGCAAUGAUGACGGUACGGAAUUAGGCGACGUUGUCAUCAUUGUCGGUACGACUGAUAUUGUAAAUAAUGCGCCAAUGGUACAAGACAAAAUCGAAAAAGGAUCUCUCUCGUUAUCUGCAUGCGACUCUAUGUCAUCAAGCAACCUAGAGCCCACAUUCAGUCUAGAUCGUAUUCUCAAUCAUCAGAUGUCGAUUGCCUUUGGAACUGCUUCGCUAACAACAGAUAUCAAACUGUCAUAUGAUCCCAAUAUUACCAUGACGUUCCGAAGUAACCACACUUCACCAUUUGUUACCAAGUUUGGUUUUCAGUUUAGCGGGAACGUUCGCCUAUUUACAAGAACCAAAGUCACACUUCAUGUAAAAAGAGACGGUAGUGUUAAUGGUCCAGCAGGAAUUGGUGCCAUACCUCUUCCUAGAGAAGGCAAACCGUUCUGUAUCACCGUGGGACCUCUUUGCAUUCCGGGGAAUCUCGGAUUUGAAACAUCAUUGUCGUAUAGUCUCAACUAUGACGUAAAGUCGUCAGACUAUGCAUCAGACAUCGAAGUAGCUCACGAGUACGUGACCAAUGGAAGUCUUAAAGCGGGGGUCUUGUGGCGUAAUGACGUUGGCAGCGAGUUUGUUAGAGAGGCUCAAAUCAAACCUCAGCAAGAGUUGCCACUCACAAAGUUUAAAUCACCUAAGAAGAUAAAAGGACGGAGCUCGUCUCUCGAGACGACUGUCUUCCCAAACUUUCAGAUCACGUGGCCAUCUUCCUACAAGCUACCCGAACAUGUCACCACAAGAGUACCAUCAUUCAUAAAGAAAAAACUGGAUAUGCAUGUCACCAACACAUCGACUCCUUCUUCAAUCACCAUACAAGUCCAACCGACUUUGCACGGAAAAUGGACAGCAAAAGAAUGUUCUUUGGGCUGCCCUCUUGACAAGAAAUUAGAGAUGGAAUCACUGGCUGGUGUAAGCAACAUUACUGGUUCCAUAUCACUCUCUCUGCAAAAUUUUGAGAUGACAGAACAACUUAAUCCUUUAAGAUCAAGUCAUUUUAUUGAUGUGAAGUCUGGUGUGUGUAUACAGCAAGAAACAAAUUGCUUAUGUGAGUGUCCCGGCCGUGGUAAGUGCGAGGAGAGGAGUGGCAUCAAACGUUGUCUCCCAUGUCCGAGUUCAGCGUCGUAUUGUUUCUCACCGUGUCCUCCCGGUACCGUCGAGCAAUACAACAAGAAACAAGACAAAGUUGAAUGCAAAUGUCGUUGUGCUGACUUCAGUCUUAGAGACUAUGAAAACGGUGGCAUUUGCAAGUGUGGAUGUACGUGUCAAGAUGGAAGUAAAAGCACGAUUGGUCCUGACGGUCACUGUGAUUGUUCAUGCAAAUGUAACAACUGCCAACACUCCAUUCUCGGACCCAGCGGUUGUAUCUGUUCUAAUGACAAGUGUCCUUCAUGCCUUGAGGGUAUGGAAGCGGUUUGGCAAGACUGUGUGUGUAGCUGUCAGUCUAAACAAGAUCGAGGAGGUCUACCUCCCGUUUGCGCUGAAGGAUGGAGAGGUCCUUUCUGUGAUGUUCCUGAUUGCAGCCCUUGGCCAUACUGCUCUGACAAUGGUAAAUGUACAAUACCACAAGGUGAUCAAACUGAUCAACAUCCAUACUGUGUGUGUGAGCCUCAAUGGAUUGGCAGAGGAUGUCAAAUUGCAAGACCGAGAAGAAUAGCAGGAGAUCCACACUUGGAAACUCUUGAUGGUUUCAGCUACGACUAUUUUGAUAUCGGAGAGUUUUGGUAUUGCAAAAGUCGUGACAAUGACUUUGGAGUUGCAACACGAUUUUUCAAGUAUCAGCGUGUGUCACUUAUUGGGGCUGUAGCAAUCAAGGUGGAAAGUAAUAUUGUAACAAUUACAACUCCACACAAUCCUUCUCCAAAUGAUCUCCCUUUUGUGAGAAUUAAUGGUGUUGUCGUGGCUCCACUAAAAGAAGAGAAGCUGAGUUUAGCUAAUGGCAGAGUGCAUAUGGAAGCCACUAUUUAUCAUAAUAAUUCCUCAUCGGCAAAUGAAGAAGACAGCGGCACCAUUCGAGCUCUCAUUACUUUCCAGUGGUAUAAUGAUGUCUACUUGUCUGUUGAAGUUCGCUACAGUCCUGGCAUGAAAAGACAAUUCAUCAAUAUUCUCUUCUCUCCCGUUGCCACAUUCAAAGGCAAAACAGAUGGUCUGUGUGGCUACAUGGACGGAGAUUUGAAUAAUGAUCUGUUGGGAUCAGAUGGAAUCACUUAUUCACUACAGGAUAACGUGACAUUUGCAAAGACAUGGAGAAUCACACAAACAUUUAGUGGCUCUGGUUUGAAUGGCACAUGGUCUUGGUCUCACUCCAAUUUUUACAGAGAUGAUGUGAUGGAUAUUUCCUACACUGAUCCUACAUUUGUACCACUAUACAGCAUUGCAGAUUUGCAACCAUCUCUCAGACACAUGGCCACAUCAGCGUGCAGUCAACUGAAUCUAACUGGAGUUAGACUGAACGAGUGCAUAUUUGAUGUAGCGGUCACUAACGACACAUCCCUUACCGAACAAGAAGCAUUCAAGAUUGGAUGUCCAACUCAAUGUUCUGGCAAAGGCCUUUGUGUUAACAACACUUGCGUGUGUGUUUCUGGAUGGUUUGGAGACGAUUGUAGUCGAGGUUCUUGUGCAAAUUGCAGUGUGCAUGGAGACUGUGUGUCUGGAUUCUGUCGCUGUCAUUUCGGAUGGGAUGGACCAUUCUGUGAAAGGCCUGCUACUUGUUUUGGUGUAUCAAACUGUACUAGUGUUUCUUAUGGACUGUGCAAGUCGGACGAUGUGUGUGAGUGUACACCAGGUUAUAUUGGUGAGGCGUGCAAUGAGAAAGCGCUUUGCGAUAACGUGAACCAUUGUUCUGAUCAUGGCGUGUGUGUCGAUCAUGAUAAGUGUGAUUGUGAGUUGGGAUGGGUUGGUAUUAACUGCACUCUCUACUCGUGCGAACUCAACGGAUACUGCAGCGGCCACGGUCGAUGCGUCGAUUUUGAUGUGUGUCAGUGUGAUGUGGGAUGGGCCGGUGGUAGCUGCACCACUCCUCUCUGUAACGGUGUAGACGAGUGUUCCGGUAACGGUGAGUGCGUGUCACCUAACGUUUGCCAGUGCUACGAUGGAUACUCGGGUAGCAAUUGUGCCGUUGCCGACGUUUGUCCUGAAGUGAACGAUUGUUCUGGUAACGGAGUGUGCCUUUCACCAAAACAGUGCAGAUGUUACUCUGGCUAUUCUGGUAAAAAUUGCAGACAAGCGCAGUGCAAGGGAAGGAACGAUUGUUCCGGUCACGGCAAAUGCGUUGAAGUGGAUCUGUGUGAAUGUGAGUUUGGAUACACCGACUCGAACUGCAGUUCCUACUCGUGCGAGACACAUAACUUCUGUUCAGGUCAUGGAACGUGUCCAUCGUUUGACCGAUGUUUGUGUCAAAUCCAUUGGAGUGGUGUAGCUUGUGACAUUCCCGAUUGCUCCAACGUGGACAAUUGUACCGACGUUUCUCACGGUACCUGCAUUGCUCCCAAUACGUGCUUAUGUGAAGCUCAGUAUGAUGGAGACAGUUGUAAUGAAACAGCAGAAAGCAACGCCAAUCCACCAGUAUUUCCAACAGUGAAGGUAAGUCUGACAGCUGCAACCAACAGUCGCGUAGGAUCGACAAUUUUGACUUUAUCUGCUACCGACGGUGAUCGCGGCAAGAACGGUCGCUUAUCUUACUCCAUCACCAGCACUAACAACAACCAUACACAUUUUCGAUUAAAUGGUAGCUCGGCUGAUAUCAUUCUAUCAAAGUCACUCAAAUAUCUAUCUGGAUCUCUAUUGAUGUUUGAACUCUUUGCCAUUGAUGGUGGAGAGCCGAGCCUAACAGGAUCUGUAGACAUUGAAGUAUCCGUAGUGAAGCCCAAUCAACAUUGUCCCGUCUUCAAGAAUUUUCCCAAAGUCGUCAAUGUUCCGGAAAGUGCUGGGACCGGAUAUGUGAUAGCUCACGUAACGGCAACCGACGACGACGGCUCGGAUUCGGUCAAUGGUGUCGUCAGCUAUUCGUUGGAAACGACUAACACUGGCAAGUCCAGUACCGGAAACACGACGCAAAACCAACUGCCGACCGAUGCUGACUCGUUUUCAAUAAAUACGAACUCUGGAAAGAUAACAUCCCGUCGUCCACUAUCUGACGAUACGUAUAGUGUGAUCGCAGUGGCGUCAGACCAGGCCAGUCCACCUUGCAGCUCUACAGCUACUCUUCAAGUUAAUGUACUCUCCUCUAAUACUCCUCCUGUCUGUGAACCAUCUAACGUCGCUACGUCUCUUCCCUACACUACAGCCGUCGGUUCGCAUGUUUUGCGUUUGGAUGCCGUAGACAACGAUAACGGGACCGACGGUGAUCUGACCUUCUCUUAUUCUAACUUUCAAUCACUAUUCUUGCACAAUGUAUCACCACUGACGUUGCUGCAACGUAACAAAACAGCAUAUUUGUUGCUUUCGAGUCCUCUUCGGUCGCCUGUCAACAGCAACUCUACAUUUUAUGAUCUUUCAUUGUUGGUAAGUGUAACAGACGCUGCUCGUCGUCCCAGAUCGUGCAGUUUUGCCGUCACUGUUAUCGUCACGCAUCCAUUUCAGUUCAGACACACUACGCUGUCGUCUAGCAUCAAUGAAAAUGCCGACAAGGGAGUUCGGUUGAUAUUAACCCCAUCUCUAAAACUGUUGACGAACUUGACUAAAAUCACGUACAGUCUCCGCAAUGCAGACCAGUUACCGUUUACCGUCAAUCCGAAUACAGGAAUUUUGACCGUGUCGGGAUCAGUUGAUUACGAAGCAACUUCUCAUUACAAUGUUGCCGUAGUGGCUCGCACCUCUGUUGAUCCUCAAGUCUUCUCUGUUGCUCAUGUCGACAUCACAGUAAUUGACGAAAAUGACAAUCCUCCUCGUUUUCCUUUUUCUCAUUACAACGUCUACGUGAAAGAAGACGUGGAGAGAAGCGUAAUACUUUUGUCUCUCUCUGCAUCUGAUGUAGAUUCAAUAGGAGGACCGAUUGUGUAUUCAUUGACUUCACAGACAUCAGUCGACAAAAACUACCCGUUUGCAGUGUCGUCGUUUGCGCACGGACUGAUGAUUUAUGUAACAGAUAAGGCAGAGUUAGAUUACAAAAUCACAAACAGAUACGAACUGGUGAUCAAGACGUGGGAUCACGCCAAUUCCAGUUUAUUCAGUUUUGCUCACGUCACAAUUCACGUAGAAGAAGGAAAAUUUCCACGACCAGCUUUUCAACGAAGGUCAUACGACGGUUGGGUGCAAGAGAACACGGACAAUGGAGAAAUUGUGCUGACUAUACCAGCUCUAGCCUAUGGCAAGCUUAGCAAUCCAGUCACCUAUUCAAUAACAAACCAGAUGUCUGACGCAUUGCCCAUCUCCGCAUUUAACGUGUCUUCUAACGGCUCCAUUGUCGUAUCAAACUCGUCUCUUCUUGAUUACGAGAUUCUUCAUCAUAUCAGCUUCACACUUGUCGCUACAGUUACUAGACCUCGUCUACGCACAGCUCAAACGACCGUCACUGUUCGAAUAGAAGACGUCAACGACAACCGACCCCAAUUUGACAAGAACAAAUAUGAGACAGAGGUCGCUGUCAACGCCGCCAUUGGGUUUACUAUAGUAGAUGCAACGGCUCAAGACGCUGACUCUGGCUUGCUGAAUGGCCAUAUUUCUUACGGUAUCGAGUCUGGAAAUGACGAUGAAAUGUUUUCCAUCAACACGAUGGGCAAAGUUCAGUUGGCCAGAUCGUUGAACGAGAGCAGCCUAGCCAGAUACACGAUCACAAUUGUAGCUCGUGACCACGGACAGCCACCUCUAUCGUCUACAGCCACCGUUUAUAUUACUGUUUUGUUCAUGUCGUCAUCGAACUCACUGUUGGUCUCCUCAGCGUCGGUUUAUUCACCGUCGGUCAACUCAAUGUCGACCAACUCACCGUCAAGCUACUCACAGUCAGUCUUCUCAUCGUCAGCCUACCCACCGUCAGUCUACUCACCGUUAGUCUCCUCAACGUCAGUCUAUUCACCGUCGGUCAACUCACCGUCGGUCUACCCAUCGUCAGUCUAUUCACCGUCUGUCUCCUCAACGUUGGCUUACUCAACGUCGACGUACUUACUGUCAGACUACUCACAGUCUGUCUACUCAUCGCCAGUCUCACCGUCGUUCUCCUCAUCGUCGGUCUCCUCACCGUCGUUCUCCUCACCGUCGGUCUCCUCACCGUCGGUCUCCUCACCGUCGGUCUCCUCACCGUCGGUGUCCUCAUCGUCGGUCUCCUCACCGUCGGUCUCCUCAUCGUCGGUCUCCUCACCGUCGGUCUCCUCACCGUCGGUCUCCUCACCGUCGGUCUCCUCACCGUCGGUGUCCUCAUCGUCGGUCUCCUCACCGUCGGUCUCCUCAUCGUCGGUCUCCUCACCGUCGUUCUUCUCAUCGUCGGUCUCCUCAUCGUCGGUCUCCCCAUCGUCGGCCUACUCACUGUCAGUCUCCUCACCUUCACUCUACUUACCGUUGCUUUCCUCAACGUCUGUCAAUUCACCGUUGGUCAACUCGACGUCGACCUACUUACCGUCAGGGUACUCACAGUCGGUCUACUCAUCGUCAGUCUACCCACUGUCGGUCACCUCAACGUCGGCCUACUCACCGUCAGUCUACUCGCUUUCGGCCUUCUCAACGUCGGUGUACACAACAUCUGUCUACUCAACGUCGGUCUACUCAACAUUGGCCUUCUCGCCGUUACCACAAGCUGCUUCCACUUCUAAAGGUGUCUCGACUUUUGCAAUCGUUGGAGCUGCGAUUGGCUGCGCUGUUCUUCUCUUGUUUGCAAUUGUGCUCGCGGUUUCACUGAAAGUGAGAGCACGCAAACACAAACAGUAUCACGUACACGGCAAUAACAGUUACGACAGACCGUCAAAUCCCGGUUGUUCCUUACAAAUACAUAAUCCACUAUUUGACGAAGCGAAAGGAGACGAUGAAAUAGCAGAAGUUGCUAUUGACUUGUUGGAAGACGGAACGGAUGGCAUCGUGUACGCAAAUAGAUAUGCAAUUGAGCCAGUUUGCAAAAUAGCGGGAAACGACGGCGUCAGCGCCGCAGCCAAAAUACAACCUGACGCUUAAAAUUGAACAAUUAGAAACGAUAAAUAAAUGAAUGGUUUCUUUUACGAGUAGCUGUAAACUAUCAUAUUUCUAAAGUUGCAUUUCUUUGCGUUGUUAUGUGUUUGUUGCCCUAAGUUUGCUAUCUAGAGUGCUUUACUAAUGACUAGUUUAGUUAAGUUUUAUGCGUUUAUGUAGACACAACGAUUAUUUAUAAAAAGUCAAAUUUGGCGUUUUCUGUGACAAA
This is a messenger RNA of Corticium candelabrum, 8203 nucleotides long. RefSeq lists its product as uncharacterized. Gene Ontology annotation, cellular component: catenin complex; plasma membrane. Gene Ontology annotation, biological process: homophilic cell-cell adhesion. NCBI's taxonomy places the organism in Eukaryota, Metazoa, Porifera, Homoscleromorpha, Homosclerophorida, Plakinidae. The coding region runs from base 1 to 7980 and encodes 2659 amino acids. The record is from RefSeq and is a predicted model, not a curated record. Gene Ontology annotation, molecular function: cadherin binding; calcium ion binding. The transcript has 20 exons.